GUUUUGGUAUUCUGUCAAACCGUUCCAUCAAACAGCUGUUAUCGUUGUGCGAUACGCAGUAUUUUUGAAUCAUCUCGCGUUUUCUAGAAACGUUCUUCGAUUAUUAUCGGUAAUUCUUAUUAUGAAAUAGUCUGGAAUGGUUGUUUCGGUACAGCCAAUGCUAAAGGAUGGAUGACGCUGACAUUCACGUAUGCUCGUCGCUGGUCGACCAUCAGGAAAGCAACUCUUCAGCACCGGCCAACGAAAAGGAUCAUGUCAAAUCGAAGGCCAUCGUGCGUUUUCUGAACGUUCAAAGCACGGCUCCGUUUGCCCGGUUAAAAUGCAACACGGACCUGAACAUGCCUCCCUCGAACUGGCUCAGCAACUCCGCCAAUUCCUAUGGGCUCGGAAAGUUUCUCUCCCAUCAGGGAGGCUUCAGCAGUUUCCGGAUGGCGAACAUGUUCCCGGAUUGCGUCGGCGGAGUGGAUGUGGUGUCGGAUGCCGAGAAUAUCAAGAGGCUCCUGAAGUUGCCCUAUUCGAGGAAGAGCGUCAUAUCGAUGAUCGUGCAUAGAAUCGAAAAUACUUUGCUGAUCGAUGAGUUCGACGUGGCCAAAUAUUUACUACGACAGGAAGACACCGAAUGGCAGUGGUUGCGUCAGUUUAUUUAUGAGCACAUUUUGAACAGUCUGAGCGAUAGCGACAGGAAGCUAUUCAUCCAUACCAAGUCCAGAGAGGCUCUUGCACAGAAGUACUUAACUUCCAAGUUUUUAUACUACAGCUUAAGGGCGGAGGAAGAUGAAAAUGGCGAAGAGUUUGAAUUGGCGGAAGGGGAUGAUGGAGGAUGCCAGGAUUAUAAACCAUUACCUUUGGCUGGACCAGUACUUCCCGAACCAGACGAGGAAGAAAAUUGUCCGGAUCCUGGCCAAAGGAAUCACGUCUUCAACCGAAAUGUGGUGUGGACUUUUGAAGACAUCCGGAUGCUGAUUGGUACCGAUAUGCCCAUUUUUGGAGGGGCGAAUCGUCCAUGCAUUAGCCUUCGCUUGAGGGACCAGACAAAACCAAUCAAUGUGCUGACGGGAAUAGAUUAUUGGUUGGACAACUUGAUGUGCAAUGUACCGGAAGUGGUAAUGUGCUACCAUUUGGAUGGCAUUGUGCAGAGAUACGAGCUGAUCAAAACAGAAGAUUUACCCCAUUUAGAGGAUUCAAAAUUUUCCCCGAAAGUGAUACGUAACGUAGCGCAAAACAUCCUAGCUUUUUUGAAAGCCAACGCUACCAAGGCCGGUCACACGUAUUGGUUAUUUAAAGCGAAAAACGACGACGUCGUUAAGCUAUACGAUUUGACCACGCUGUGUGAGAACAAUGCCGCCGCCGGGGCACCAACCGAAGAGGAAGAAUCUGAGGCAGCCAUCCAGAAGAGCAACCAGAAUCCGUUUACGAUACCGGUGGCAAUGUUACUAUACACCGUGGCACGGAAUAUGAAAAAUUCCCCGGAAGGAAUCUCCGCAACGAAAGCCGGAGCAAUCAGAACUCUUCUGGACAAUUGCAUUACCCUUCUACCGAAGGAGAAAUACCCACAGAUAGUAACAUCCUCACAUUACAUUCUGUCCGAUUUGUAUAUCCCAGCGGAAACGGAUCCCGGUUCGCCAAAGUUCAACACUGUCAUUGAAGACGAUGACGAUGAAUCUAGUUCGUUAUUUGGCGAUCACACGGCUAGUGCCACUCCUCGGCAAGAGGACUACGCUGACGACGAACAUACCAGCAGUCGUUUAGAGGCUGCCAUCAAAAGUAUUGAAGAAACGCUACAGGAAUACAACGGAAGUGAUAGUUGGAGGUAUAACUCAAGACCACCGCCACUGAUCGGCGGAAUCGAUGAAAGAUGCGUAAAUGCUCUGCAGCACAUAGCUGACGGUUUGAGCUGUCUGCAGUAUUUCGACAGUAGCGAAGAGCAAAAGACAAAAGAAAAGGAGAAAGCUGAGGAAAAACGCAAGAUCUAUCACGAAGAAACACACCAAAAUAUGGCUAAAUCUGAGGACGCCAUUCCUCUACCGUAUAGUCCAUUGAAACCAGAGCCAAAGUUAGCCAAUCCUGGCGAAUCGAUUCCGAUGGGAUGGAAGGGAGGCGACACGAACGGUGAAUCAGAAGUUGAAUCUUCAAAGAAAGGCGCGAAGAAAAAAUCCAAACGGAAGGUUGAGAAAAAGCGAGUGGUGGUAGAUGGAACGACCUCGGAAGUCGACGCUAGAUCAUUGCUAUUGAAGGGUGAGAUAGGUGUGAUCAAAUCGUGGAACGUACACUUGAAGAUUCUUUUGUUCGAGAAGGCUUGUCUCACUUAUGCGACACUUGCCGAACUGAAUUAUUCUGAGGAGCGUUACGGGGCAACACUUCGCUUCUUCUAUGCGGCCGUCCGAUGCCAACAGGUUGUUACCAAGUACAUUUCCUGCGUAUCGUCGCAACGAAGUCUUUUGUUGGGUCGGAUAGGUGAUUGCUUCUUCCAGAUGGCCAAAAAGUGGGACAAUAUUGAUCAGUAUCUGAAGGAGUUCGAAGAGGACACUCGGGUAGAUCAACUAAUUAUGGACGAACUGGUCAAAGAUAUUGGAAUCGACGUGGAACAAUCGUUGCCUUUACCUACGGCGAAUGUCGAACAGUUGAUGAUAACAAGCUGCGGAUGUUACGAAACGGCUGUGGCAUGUGCUUCAAAGGACGCGAAAGGGGAACUUAAUCGCAGAUUGGGCAGUGUUCGGAAUGAGCUGGGCGUAAAAUAUAUGCAUUGGGCUCAGGAGGAGUAUCAGAAGUUUUGGGAGUUGCCUACCGAAGAAAUCGAAGUAUUUGAAAAGGCAGCUAAAGAGAAGGACUGCAAAAUUGAACCGUUGUACCAAGUUUUGGCAAAGAAGUCGUAUGACUCAUUGCAGAAAGGAGUUGCAUUGUUUGAAGCCGUAAAUGAUCCCACUAACCUGGCCUUUUUGCUUUGUAAUAUGGGGCGAUUUAUGCGCUUCCGGGCGCAUAUUCAUUUGGUUGGUGAAAGUCGAAACAAUGUUCACCUACAAAAGAAGUUUUACCACGAGGCAUUUGCAUACUACCAACGAGCAUUAGGAGUACUGGGUUCGAAAAAGGAAAAUCCAGAUCUGUGGUCGCUGGUUACGUGGGAGUUAUCAACAGCCACGUUCAAUCUUGCAAAGCAACUUCAAGAUUACAGCGGAGCAGACACCGACAAUACUCAAAGCCUCGAAGAGGUUGAACAGGAAGUGGUAGAGAUGCUUCAGAAAGCUCUGAAGAUCUGCGACCAGGAAACCAAUGGACCUCGUCAAGUGCUCUACUCGUUCCGGGCGGCGUUGAUCCAUCACAGGAUCGCCUCCUACUACCACUUCUCCUUCCGAUCGACUGCCGAGGAACACCGCCGCAAGACGGUACUGCAACUCUGUAAGUUACACUACGAGAAGGCAGUAAAAAUCUUCGAAAGUCUAAACGAGCCUCAGGAAUACCUGCAAAUCCAGAUGGAACGCAUCGCUCUGCAAGAAUACCAAUGUGAACUGGCUCAGACGAUUCCAGUCAAACUGCGCCACCUGCAGCAAGCGCUUGAUCUCGUCAAACAGUGUCGACCCACGAUCGAGUACCUUUCGACGACAAAAUCGUACACAACUAGUGCCACUAGCAACAACUUUAACUGUGACGAAAUUCAGAAACUGCUAGAUCUGCUCGAGAAACGGCUACAGGUUAUACUGAAAACGUUGGUCAAACUAUGCAUGCUUUCGGCUAGUGGCGCGAAGAAGACCGACAGCGAUCGUAUGGUCAACCAUUUCAAAGAGCUGUUUCGAAUAACCCUCCAAAAGCGCCCGGCUAAUACGGCCGAAGAUGUGGCCAACGGAACCAACAAUGUGAUUAAGGAGUAUGCCUUACAUCUAGCGAAUAUGCUGCAGAAAAUUUGUGAUUCAGAUACGAUUGAACAUUAAUUGUUAACCAUUAUUCAUUCGUUGUCUUGCGCCCAAGCUUUUCGCUGUCGUAAGUGUUUUACCGCAGAUUCAGAUUCAGAACGUUUUAAAUCUUAAUCCAGUGCUAAUUCUAAGACGAAAAACGGCAUUUGAAUAAACAUCUAUCUUUAGCUUUUGUUUUCAUCACUUCA
This is a messenger RNA of Aedes albopictus (Asian tiger mosquito), 4093 nucleotides long. RefSeq names its product erythroid differentiation-related factor 1. The transcript has 5 exons. NCBI's taxonomy places the organism in Eukaryota, Metazoa, Arthropoda, Insecta, Diptera, Culicidae. The coding region runs from base 168 to 3923 and encodes 1251 amino acids. The record is from RefSeq and is a predicted model, not a curated record. Gene Ontology annotation, biological process: positive regulation of DNA-templated transcription.